ACAAAGUGUCUAAUGCAGAUCCUCCACUGCCAAAAGGGAGGUCCUGAGGUCUCAAGCAAACGAUGCUCGGACACGAUGAGAAACGAUGUCGGGUUGACCAGCGAUGAAGGAGACUUGUCCGAUGUGAGCAUUGAUGGACCCAAUGAGGCCGCGGCCUGCUCGCUCACGCCUGUACCAGCACUGGCGUGGGAAGAGUAGGUUCUACUGCGCUGGUCGCUGCAUCACUGGAGGGGAGGGCGAGUGCCCCAUCGCUUGUUUGGGCGGCCUCAGUUGCGCGAGCCUGGCUACUUGGAUCUGCAUUUUGCUCCCCAGCGCCCUGUUCUUCACAGUGGCGCUGCCGCGUUUGCAGAGGCAAAACGUGUCACCGCUGCUGCUUCCCAGCUUCCUGUUGCUAUUCUCAGCAACAGUGGCAUCGCUACUGGCCACCUGCUGCAGCGAUCCAGGCAUCAUCCCUCCCAGGAGGUUUGUGUUGGCCACAGGAAGCCGUACUCAUUUGGCGGAGCUUUUGGGCUACGAUUUAUUGGGCCCAAGAGGACAAGAGCCUUGUGGAGAUCCGUGCUUAGAUGCAGCCAGCAUGGUCUCAGAACAGCUGCGGGCUGAGGGAUAUCGAUGGUGCCACACCUGCCAAAUCGUUCGGCCGCCGCGCGCAUCUCACUGCAAAGACUGUGAUCACUGCGUGCUGCGAUAUGACCACCAUUGCCCUUUUGUGAACAACUGCGUGGGCCAACGGAAUUACCAUUUCUUCAUCAUCUUUACGACCGUGGCGAUUUUCCUGGCAAUUAUUGUCUUGCCGGCUAUCCUUUGGACUUUCUCUGGCAGUGAGAGUGAGGACGAGGAUUCGGGUACCGCGGGCACCUCUCAGGGCUCCUGGUACCGCUGGGCCGUCUUGCUGGGCUGUGUUGCUGUGGUCGUGGCUGCCCUGAUGUUGGUGAUGCUGUGGCUUUAUCACUUGUGGUUGGUAUUCCAGGGCAAGACCACAAAGGAGCACCGUCGGCGCUUGGAUCUUCAGAGCGAGCCGACCUUGCUGGGCACCCGUGGCCCACGGCUCCUGAGGCCUUUGGACUUCGUGGACGAGGACUCGUUGGCGUGACAUCAUACAUUUUGAAGCUCUUGAUGUGAAGCCAUCAGCUUGACUCGAGGAUCCAAUGGUCUUUUGAUGUUUCUGUUAAUUUUGGACUAGGAGCCAGGACGCUACUAGGGGCUCCUGGCCUUACUACUAGGAACA
Durusdinium trenchii is the source of this 1225-nucleotide messenger RNA. The record is from the annotation of a GenBank genome assembly. Lineage: Eukaryota; Dinophyceae; Suessiales; Symbiodiniaceae.